Puntigrus tetrazona (Sumatra barb) is the source of this 985-nucleotide messenger RNA. It is a transcript of the gene rab12, whose product is annotated as RAB12, member RAS oncogene family. NCBI's taxonomy places the organism in Eukaryota, Metazoa, Chordata, Actinopteri, Cypriniformes, Cyprinidae. Gene Ontology annotation, molecular function: GTPase activity; GTP binding. Gene Ontology annotation, cellular component: endosome; plasma membrane; trans-Golgi network transport vesicle. The transcript has 6 exons. Bases 201 to 908 code for a protein of 235 amino acids. Gene Ontology annotation, biological process: protein localization to plasma membrane; protein secretion; Golgi vesicle fusion to target membrane. The record is from RefSeq and is a predicted model, not a curated record.
AACCGGAAGCGGCGGUGACGUCACGGCCGCUCUCGUAUUCCCAGAGCAGGACAACAACUGACUGACUGAGGCGACUGAAAACUUUGACAAACUCUUCGGAAAAGCCGCUUUAAAGUUUAGUAAAGUUCCCCUCCGUGAUGUGCGGGCGUGUUUGAAGCGGACUGGCCGUGUGGCAGACGCGGACCGGCCGUUAGAGGCGGAUGGAGUCGGGGUUCGGUGUCCAGCGGAGGGCCGGCGGUGGCUCGCCCGCCGUGGGAGCGUCGCAGCGCCGCAGGAAGAUGCCGCCGAGAGCCGCUGAUUACAAGCUGCAGGUGAUCAUCAUCGGCUCCCGUGGAGUGGGAAAGACGAGCCUGAUGGAGAGAUUCACGGACGACACCUUCUGCGAGGCGUGCAAGUCCACUGUGGGUGUGGAUUUUAAAAUCAAAACCGUGGAGCUGAGAGGAAAGAAGAUCAGGUUACAGAUCUGGGACACAGCUGGUCAGGAGAGGUUUAACAGCAUCACGUCGGCGUAUUACCGCGGUGCAAAAGGCAUCGUGCUGGUGUAUGACAUCACGAAGCAGGAAACCUUUGACGACCUGCCUAAAUGGAUGAAGAUGAUUGACAAGUAUGCGUCAGAGGAUGCUGAGCUCCUAUUGGUUGGGAACAAACUGGACUGUGAGUCUGACCGCGCCAUCUCACGACAACAAGCUGAGAGGUUUGCUUCACGGAUAUCAGGGAUGCGAUUCUGUGAGGCCAGUGCCAAGGAUAACUUUAAUGUGGAUGAGAUAUUCCUUAAACUAGUUGAUGACAUUUUGAGUAAGAUGCCUCUUGAAGUCCCCAGCAAAGAGCUGUCCAACAGCAUCCUGUCCCUUCAGCCCGAACCCGAAAUCCCACCGGAGCUGCCUCCGCCUCGCAUGCGCUGCUGUUGAGACUCGCUUCGCGCUUCAUUUAGAAACCCAACGCCGCCUCCUCUCUUAAAACCCGAACACACGCCGUUUCAGACGAC